UGCCCAUUUAUGCCGAGCCCCGACCAAAAUUCUCAAUAGAAUUCAAAAUUGAGGAAAUUUAUUUCCACUUAUCGUUUUAUUCAAACAGAUUACAGAAAAAAGGCUGCCACUGACUCCAUAGUGUCACACUGUUGUUCUAGCUGCGCCACUGCAGCACCUUCUCGCUUCUCUACGAUGGCUUCUGAAAACCUUCCAUGGAUUCUGAUUCUCUUCUUAGCCAUUUCAAGCUCAGUUAGUCCUAGAAUUGAAGCCAUUGGGGUGAACUGGGGCACGGCAGCUUCACACCCUUUGCCUCCAUCCAAAGUGGUGGAGCUCCUUAAGUCCAACGGUAUAACCAAAGUAAAGCUCUUCGACACCAACCCGGAUGUUCUGGAGUCACUCUCUGGUUCAAACAUUGAUGUCACUGUGGGCGUUCCCAAUUCCAUGCUUCGCAGCUUGAAUUCCUCUUUCAAGGUUGCUCAGAGUUGGGUCCAUGACAAUCUCGCCCGCUACUUUUCUGAUGGACUCCGAAUAGAGUAUAUCGCCAUUGGGGAUGAACCGUUCAAUCACGUUUAUGGUGACCAGUUCUUUCCUUUUGUUGUUGGAGCAGCUGAGAAUAUCCAAACAGCAUUGACCAAAGCUAAGCUGGCUGGCAGGGUGAAGCUAGUAGUUCCGUGCAGUUUUGAUGCCUUCCAGUCAGAAUCUGGUCUACCAUCAAAGGGACAUUUCAGAGCAGAUGUAAAUAGAACAAUGUCUGAACUCCUCAAAUUUCUUACUAAGCAUCAAUCUCCUUUCUUUGUUAACAUUUCACCCUUCCUAAGUUAUCAUAAUAACAAGAACAUUUCCCUCGAUUUUGCUCUCUUCAAAGAAACUGCUCGCCCUCGUAAGGACAGUCGCAGAACCUACAAGAACAGCUUUGACUUGAGUUAUGAUACCCUUGUUUCAGCUUUAUCCUCUGCUGGCUCUGAUAAGAUGGAUAUAGUCAUUGGGCAGAUUGGUUGGCCAACGGAUGGAGCUGCCAGUGCUACCUCAUCCAAUGCUCAGGUAUUCAUGAAAAAAUUCCUGGAACAUCUUCAUAGCAGAUCAGGAACACCGUUAAGGCCUAAAGAACCACCAAUCGAGACCUAUAUCCUUAGCCUUUUGGAUGAAGAUAAUAGAAGCAUCGCCACUGGAAAUUUUGAAAGAUACUGGGGUGUGUUUACAUUUGAUGGCCAGGCCAAGUACCAACUUGAUCUGGGGCAAGGCUCAAGAAAACUGGUAAAUGCCCAAAAUGUCCAGUACCUUUCGUCCAAAUGGUGUCUUGUGAAUAACAACCAAAACUUGUCCAAUGCAACUACACGGGCUUUGGAGGCAUGUUCUUCUGCUGACUGCAGUGCUCUGUCACCUGGAGCUUCUUGUUUUAACCUCAGCUGGCCUGGAAAUAUUUCUUAUGCUUUUAAUAGCUAUUAUCAACAACAUGAUCAAAGGGUCGAUAGUUGCGACUUUGGUGGGUUGGGCUUGAUUACUACAGUUGAUCCCUCAGUGGGUACUUGCAGAUUUAUAGUUCAACUAAGCACAUCCAAUUCAGCGAGUUUCUUUAUUUCCCAUUGGAGGAUUACAGCAGCAAGCAUUUUGUUAUGGCUGGUUGGUGGAGGAUUUUGAUGGAAAGGGGAACUGUAAAUUUUUGUUUUCUGACUUGUUCAAUUCAGCACUCCUGCAAACUUUUUUUGCAUUUUGUAGAAUUACGUCUGGAAUUCAUUAUGUUGAUGAGGCCUGUGGUUUUGAUUCUUGUUUUUUGAGGAUGUGUAAUUUUGUCCUAA
This is a messenger RNA of Nicotiana tabacum (common tobacco), 1778 nucleotides long. RefSeq names its product glucan endo-1,3-beta-glucosidase 9. Gene Ontology annotation, molecular function: hydrolase activity, hydrolyzing O-glycosyl compounds. Lineage: Eukaryota; Viridiplantae; Streptophyta; Magnoliopsida; Solanales; Solanaceae. The record is from RefSeq and is a predicted model, not a curated record. Gene Ontology annotation, biological process: carbohydrate metabolic process.